Messenger RNA from Penicillium malachiteum, 225 nucleotides. RefSeq lists its product as uncharacterized. The transcript has a single exon. Bases 1 to 225 code for a protein of 74 amino acids. NCBI's taxonomy places the organism in Eukaryota, Fungi, Ascomycota, Eurotiomycetes, Eurotiales, Aspergillaceae. The record is from RefSeq and is a predicted model, not a curated record.
AUGGCUGAGCAACCCUCGUCCGGAACUGAAGAGAACAAGGCAGCAUAUGGAAUCGGGGGAACUCUUAGGGAGUUUACACAACUAAGCUCCUCGGGAGAGGCUGCACGGAAGAAAAGAGACGACAAUCAAAAGGAAAGAGUACUAGGUGCCUUGGGUGCUGCAAUCCAGCAAGGCGUUUCGAAAGGAGCAGGGAAUGGCGAGCAAGACAAUUCCGAGAAGAAAUAA